GGCAGAAUGCCACAUUCUCCAGCCCGGCUUGACUAUCAGAAGUGUUUUCCCAUUGUGUGCAACUGCGUCGUCCCUGUCGGUUUAAUAAAGAUCAUAUGCACGGAAGGCACUGAUUAGCAUUCUUAAACACAAAGCUUGGUUCAGAGAUAAAACUCUUCCCAAGAAACAGAACGACAAUGGAAAGUGAUGAGGCAGCGGGAGCUCAGAGUCACACCGAUCCGGUUUUCACGGUGAACAUCACACAUGCUAUAAAAGACGGAGACAGUCUGACCUACUUGGUGAAGUCCACCCAGGUCUCCGAUAAGGUGGAAUAUGAGGUGCAGCAUCCGUUUGAGGAUUUCCAAUGGCUGCAGCACACUCUCCUGACCCAAGAAGGUAUCCCGGGACUUUCAGGGAUCAUUUUUCCUCCAAUUCCCGUGAAGCCAGGGACCACUGUAGCCAACGCUGAAGCAAAGGCCAAGAAAUAUUUGGGGAUCAGAUCACAAAGUCUUAUGGGAGAUGACUGGCAUAAAUACUGCUACGCACUGGAGAAAUACCUUCAGCAGGUGAAUGUUCAUCCCAUUCUUAGGAAGAAUCCCACUCUCCUGAACUUCCUGACAAAGAAAGAGCCUCCUAUGAAAGGCAAACCGAGGAAGGGGAUCUUCAAUAAGCUGACGCAGGUUGUGGAAGAGAUACUCAAAGAACAUCACAAGGACAUUGACGAUUACUUUCAGGCAGAAAGGGAAAGCAAUUACGUGCUGACCGCAUUCACCAAAUCUCUAACGGAGAAAUGUCUAGAGAUGAUCCAUUCUGAGCAGAGAAUGGCCGUGGCUUGUGGUCACUUCUCCACUGCGCUGCAUAUUGGAAGUGGACACGAAGCUGAUCCGAAUGAUUAUGCUGUAACAAAAAUGUGCAUCAAGCUCUCAGAAGCUAUCGAUACAUUAAAGAGAAACUUUGAACGUGUGGCAAAGAAUAACAUGAAUACACUGGGCUGUCACCUGGAGCUGUACUCUCGCUUUCAGGAUGCUGAGAAGGAAAUGCUCUUCAGGAGAACGUGCAAACUGAUUGAAGUGGAAAAUGCCAAUCGAUGCGUGGAGAAAGCCAAGCAUCACAAAAAGGCACAGGCAGAAGAGGUUAAAAGGAUUGUUGAACGAGAAUAUGAAGACAUUUCCGAAAUGGCUAAAAAAGAGAUACAGAAUUAUCACCAGAAUCGGGUCCGGGAGUACAGAGAAGCCCUCGUGUGUCUGACUGAAUGCCAGCUGCGGACGGCACGAGAGACGCACACUCUGCUUACCAAGCAACUAGCCGAGCUGAGCCAGCGAUUUACUGACUAGUCCUUUGUUUAUGCAGACGGGGUGAAGUUAGUGCCAUUUUACAGCCCGUGCUAACCAACAAAAGGCGCGUGUUUAUGAACCGUCGCAAAUUUCACCCCCCACCCCCACCCGCCACCACCUCCCUCCUCGAGAAUCUAAAACAGAGUAUAAACUGCCACUCUGACAAUCGCAUUAAAAAAAAAAUGGUGCGUCCAUUGUGCGAAUCUCUUCGAAAGAAGGACGCAAAGUCUUUUUUUUCGGUGUUGGAGAGGUGUGAUUUGAUCCCCGUGUCAAAUGUUGGUAAGCAUUGUUCACAGAGCGUCAGCCUGGCUAUGUUGGUAGCAUUCCCCCCCCCGCGGGUAAAAGCCCCACCUCAGGGGAUGUUGAGCUCGCGAUCCAGGCGCUCAUCCCUUGGGUGAGAUGUUAAACUGAGGUCUUGUCUGCACCCUGUUCAGGUGGAUGUUAAAGAGACGGUCGUUACUGAAAGUAACUCACAGAAUCUUGUGUGAAGUGUAGUGACCGUGGAUUUUUGCAGUUGAACGUGCCAUUCGAUUUGGCACAGCCGACAGCAGCCGUGAAGUAAACGACCAAUUCUAUCUGGUGAGGUGGGGGAAGGGGAGGAGGGUGGGGG
This is a messenger RNA of Callorhinchus milii (elephant shark), 1923 nucleotides long. RefSeq names its product sorting nexin-6. Bases 177 to 1313 code for a protein of 378 amino acids. The transcript is spliced from 14 exons. Gene Ontology annotation, molecular function: phosphatidylinositol binding. The record is from RefSeq and is a predicted model, not a curated record. NCBI's taxonomy places the organism in Eukaryota, Metazoa, Chordata, Chondrichthyes, Chimaeriformes, Callorhinchidae.